AUGGCAGCUGAAUCGUCUUCCACGGUCAGCUUCGGCGACGAGCUGCCGGACCAAUUCGCCGUCAUCACCACCUCAGUCUCAGCGCAUAUAGGCCUCGCUCACGAUGCUGCCGCUUACCUAGCAGAGCGAGCCGCCCUAGAGCGCGAGUACGCCUCUAAGCUGCAGGCCCUGACCCGCAAGCUUGGUGAACGACGUCAAAAGCGCAUGCAAGACUGCACGGUAGGCAACGACCCAAGUAAAGCAUGGAGCAUCGAAGUGGCCAAUCGCUCCACUUUGCAACGCUACGUCGCCUCCCUCGUCAGCACGUCGGAGUCUGCGGCAGGAGACCACGCAGGAUUGGGUGAUGCGCUGGACAAGGUAGGUGCGGAGAUCAAUGCUGGAGGCAAACGGAGCGAAGAGAUGAGAAAGAAGCACAAUGCCUUUUAUGAGAAGGUGGUCAGCGAGAGGGAAAAAGUUUAUGCGGAGAGGACCAAGGUCAAGGCCAAGUAUGACGAGCAUUGCCUGGAGGCUGAUGGGAUGAGACAGAAGAAGGAGAAGGCCGAGGCCGAGGGCAAGCAUGCCGAUAAGGCUACAAAGGGCUAUCAGGAGGCGCAGGCUGAGAUGUGGAAUGCAAAGAACGUCUACCUCGUAGCCAUCUCCGCGUCUAACCAAGCAAAAGCCCGCUUCUACCGUGAAGAUCUCCCCCGACUUCAGGACGACCUUCAGUCCCUUUGGACGCUCGUGGAUCGCCGUCUAAUCGCCCACCUACAGCGCGCCUCUGCAAUCUCAGCCGACCACCUCGAAGCCAUCGCCGCUAAGCAUCGUCGCCUUGAAUCUGACGCAGCGCAAUGCGACGUAGAAGGGCAAGACCAAUCCCUCUUCGUCGAGUUCAACAGCAGGCGAUACGACGAGCCUGCAGACCUGGGCUUCGAGCCAUGCGUGGGCUUCUUUGAUACGCCGGAGAUGGUGGUGGACGAAUCUCACGCAGCAAAGACUUUCCUCUCCAACAUGUUGAUCCGCAAGCGUCAGAGGAUGAGCGAAGACAUCCCCCUCGUCAACUCGAAGGCCAAGGAGAUCCAAGGUCUGGAGAGGCUACGUGACGCCUACUUGAAGGAUCCAAAGCUAGGAGACCCGGAGGAGGUCACAGACAAUCUGCUCGAGAGCGUGCGCAACUCCCUCUUAGUGGAGGCGCAGCUCUCCAUCCUCGAGGCAGAAGCGGGGACCAUCUCCUCUGCUAUCGGUUCGGUAGGCGACGUGCGUCCUCACAGAUUCAAGGCCACCAAGUUCGCCCUGCCUGCCACCUGCGGCCUUUGCGGCGCCAAGGUCUUUGGGCUAUCUGGGCUCAGCUGCCAACCUUGUGGGUUCGUAUGUCACACAAAGUGCGAGCCGAAGGUGGCACCGGAAUGUAGGGCCGCGGUGGCGGAGAGGGGAGACAAGAUGCCCACGCUUGAUCGCAGUGUCAGUGUGAGGAGUAGCAGGAGGACUUCUGGUGUACCGCAGGGUGCGGCAGGCGGGUUGAGCAGGACGGAUACGGCUAGAACGACCACCUCGACGCGGUCGUCGCUUAACAGUAGCACGGACACGGCAUCAGCGCCCGUGGCAAAGACUGCCGCGCCUGCUCGGAGGACUCUGCCCCCUAUGGCGUCCGCCUCAUCAGCAUCCAAUGGCAGCGCCUCCGCUAUGACAGCAUCGCAGCGUCGCAUCCUCGAAGCGGCUGGAGCAAGCGCGCCCACAGCUGCCGCUCCAGCAUCUACUACUGCCGGCGGACGGCGCGUCCGUGCCCUGUACGACUACGACGCUUCCUCACCCGACGAGCUGAGCAUCGUGGAAGGGGACGUCCUAAGGGUGGUCGGAGACGAUGACGGUAGCAGCGGCUGGCUUAAAGCCUCCUCCUCUUCUUCAGGCAAGCAGGGCCUCGUACCUGCGAAUUACGUCGAAGAGAUGGACGCCUCGGGCGAUCAAGUCGCCACGAGUGGUGGCGAGGACAGCCAUGGAAAGGUGCGGGCCCUCUACGACUACGAAGCGCAAGAGUCAAACGAGCUCACCCUCAACGAGGGAGAGGAGAUCGGAUUGACGGACGUCGGCUUUGACUUUGGAUCGGGUUGGUGUGAAGGGGUGGACGCGACCGGCAAAACGGGCGUCUUUCCUGCAAAUUAUGUGGAAAGGGUGGCGUAA
Jaminaea rosea is the source of this 2154-nucleotide messenger RNA. RefSeq lists its product as hypothetical. The transcript is spliced from 3 exons. Gene Ontology annotation, biological process: regulation of actin filament polymerization. The record is from RefSeq and is a predicted model, not a curated record. NCBI's taxonomy places the organism in Eukaryota, Fungi, Basidiomycota, Exobasidiomycetes, Microstromatales. Gene Ontology annotation, molecular function: protein binding. Bases 1 to 2154 code for a protein of 717 amino acids.